AUGUCCUACGAGUCAUCAAAUAACUUUUAUUCACAUAAUAAUAACCCUAAUCCUCGAGCACAACAGAUGUUAAGUUCAAAUUAUUACAGCAGACCGCCACCACAAUCUUCAGCGAUGAGUCAAUAUCAAGGAUAUCCAUCUUCAACUUCACAUCAGAUAUUUCCAUCAUAUGAUCCGUACGAAUCACGCUCAACUGGCUACUAUCCACCGUAUGCGAGCAGUCACGAGCAGCAACGACCAGUAGGAACUAAUUACUAUGGUGAAAAUCAUGUUGAGUCGCCAGUAUAUUUAUCAAAAGACAGCAAUUCACUGAAUGAUUCGAAUUCGAUGAUGGUUUCCAAUGAUUAUCAAACUGGUAAUACGAGUACGCCUAUGACACAAAUGCCUCAGAGAAAUAUCGGUUAUCACAAUUCUUCGAUGAUGCCUGCAGCUCAUCCAUCAUUAAGACAACAACAACAACAAGGCGAUCCAUAUGGGAAUAGCAAUGCAUCUCCAUAUUCAUACGCCAACUCUAAUAUGAUGAACGCACGCUAUUCAGUGCCACCACAUCGGUCAGCAUAUUCAAAUGACGUGACAUCUGGCAAAGUCCAGCCAUAUCCAACGCAAUCUUCAUAUCCCGCUUAUUCGAAUGGACCAAGUAAUAAUUAUCCGACAGCAUCUCAAUCAACUUGGCCCCCAUUGGUUUCUUCGAAUACCACUGAAUCCGAUUCGAACUAUUCUCAUUCGCAAAUGCAAACGUCAUCGUCAACAACAGGAACAGCAGAGUCCCGUUCUCAGGAUGAUGAUAGUAAUCCAACGAAAGCCAAAGGCAAUGUACCUGAAUCUCCAAAUUAUGCCAAUAUUUCCUCGAAUGUUUUCGACGAUGCUGAAUCGAGUAAUUCUUCGUUCUCAGACAGUCCAUCAGUAUCCAACGAGAAGGCUCCGAAAAAGCCGAAAAAUUCUCAAAUCACACAAUCCGAAAUCUUGAAUAAACUACGUGAAAUGGGUAACGAACCCGAGCGGAAUCUGUUCGUCGAUCGUUUACAAAAACUAUGGGAAGAGCAUCAUGUUGUUUGUCGAAAAUUACCAACACUUGCUCGACAGACAAUCGAUUUGUAUCGUUUAUAUCUACUAAUUCGUGAACAGAAUGGUUUCGAACAAUUUUCGAAGACUGCAAAGAAUCGUCAUUGGCGCGACAUUGCCUUGAAAUUACACAUUCCAAAUUGUUCAACAGCUGCAUUAACAAUGAAACAAAAAUAUAUUCAAUUGAAAUUGUUCCAUUACGAAUGUAAAUAUGAUCGAGGAAGCAUCGAUCCCGAGCCAAUUCUAGCAGAUAUCGAAAAACCCAAAGAGAAACGUUCGCUAAAACAGACGGACGAGAAAUCGAUGAAUUCAUUCACUGAAACUCCAUCAACAAAGCAACCAGAAACGGACUAUCAACCGGCCAGUGCGUCCGUGGCAAACGUCAAUAGUCAAUCUCAAUACGCUUGCAUACCAUCGACUGUUCAAUUUGCCAAAAAACCGGAUGAAUCAUACAAAGUUCAGUUACGUGCAAUGCCUGUGGCAUUCCCGCCGAAUUCUGUUGAAGCUACAACACUUUCAACAAAAUUCAAACGAAGAAAACUAACUGCGAAAGAUAUCCCGCCAAUUGAUCCUAUGAAACUAUUAAUGUCACUACGUGCUGGUUUACUCGCUGAAACGACUUGGGCAUUGGAUACGAUUAAUAUUAUGCUCUCUGACGAUCAAACACAUACAUAUUUUCGUCUAAAACAAAUGCCGGGUUUAUUACAAGCAAUCAUUGAUAAUUAUUUGAAGUGUUUAACUGAGUUAUUCGAUGAACUCAAAGUCGAACACGAAUCUCAAUUACAAGAAAACCAACAUGAGUCUAAUCAAGAGCAAGCUUCAGUUAUCUAUCGAAUCGAAUCCAAUUGUUUAAAUAAAUAUCAACGGAAAUACAGCAGACCGCAUGAUAUUAAAUAUGAACAUGUUUACGAUGAUCAAGGCAAUCUGAAAAGCAAUCCGGAAAGCGUUGUCGAUCUUCAAAAUACAGAUGAUUUGUGUUAUAUUCAAACUCAUUUCGAUCCAAUGCAUGUCGAUGAUCAUUAUUACGAAAAUCUUCAUCAUAGUCAUCAUUCUGAUGAUACUAUUUCAUCCGAAGAACAUGAUCAAGAGCCGACGAAAACUUCUGUAAAACGGUUGAAAUCAUUGGAAAGUGACAUAUCUCCGAAUUAUAACGAAGAGUUUCUUCAACAUUACAAACGAAAGUUUCAAUUCGAUGAAGAUUAUUCCUCGUCGACAAAUACAGAUCUCAAUGCUCAUAUGAAUGUCAACAAUCAGCAGGAAAAUGCCUCAGCAAUAUUCACUCGAUAUUCAUUCGGUUACGAUCAAACAUCUUCCCGUUGCAUCUGUAUCUCAUCAAUCUUACGAAAUCUUAGUUUUAUACCUGGCAAUGACAUCGAAUUAGUGAAAUAUCAAACAUUAAUUCAUCUGUUAGCUCGUCUCCUAUUACUCAGGCAUAAUGUUAAGACAACUGCUACUUCGUCAGAUAAUGAUCAAUCUCUUAUCGAUUAUCAAUCAAAGAAUGAAAAUCCAACAAUAUUACCAUCGUUUUCUUGGUCCGAAUGUUUGAUAAACAUUCGUGAGAAUACUCUAGUCACAUUAACGAAUAUAGCCGGUGUAUUAAUAUUCGAUUCGCUUGAUUCCGAUUUAAUCAAUCAAUUAAUCGAUGGUUUAUUACAUUGGUCAACAUGUUAUUCCGACGAGGCAAUGGAUCCAAUACAAUCUCCUUAUCUUUCUGCUCAACGUUUAUCGAUUGAAAUUCUAACAAAACUAAGCAUUCAUGAGAUGAAUAUGGAUUUCAUUCUUGCCACGCCGCCAGUUCAACGUAUCAGUUCUUUAUUUCGUAUUCUAACCGAUUGGCUGAAUGUUGACGAAAUGAACACUCAAUAUUCCAAUAUUAAUCGAUCUCAAACAUAUACUCAACGUGAAUUCGCCAUCGUUCUCUUGAAUGCUUUGUUGAGAUGUGAUUCAAAUGCCACAAAUAUCAUUACACAUAUUCCUUAUACGGUUUCCUUGUUAAUCAAUUUCUUAGAAGAUUACGAAAAGAAAACUAAUGAGCUAACCACACGUUACGGUUCCGAUUAUGUCCUACGCAUAUCGAACACUCAACAAGCUGAACAGUUUCUAUUCACAACGAAUGAUAUGUUGAAGCGUGCAGCUAACUGUUUAUUAUUGAUUGCACAUCAAUCAGAAAAUACCAAACUGAUGAAAAAGUAUGAAGAUCGAAUAUUGAAUUUGUCAAUAUCGAACAUCAUCGAUCGAAAUGUUGGACGUAUUCUUACAGAUAUUUUGCACUAUUGUUCAUAA
Adineta ricciae is the source of this 3345-nucleotide messenger RNA. The record is from the annotation of a GenBank genome assembly. NCBI's taxonomy places the organism in Eukaryota, Metazoa, Rotifera, Eurotatoria, Adinetida, Adinetidae.